Molecule: messenger RNA, 10699 nt
Organism: Harpegnathos saltator (Jerdon's jumping ant)
Lineage: Eukaryota; Metazoa; Arthropoda; Insecta; Hymenoptera; Formicidae
Product: vacuolar protein sorting-associated protein 13A
Exons: 51
Coding region: 384-10643 (3419 amino acids)
Biological process (GO): protein targeting to vacuole; protein retention in Golgi apparatus
Source: RefSeq, a predicted model, not a curated record
AUAGCGCGAUCGUAUAAAGCGGAUCGAAUGAACUUUUGUCCGUAUUUAUUGCUAAAAAAUAAAAGUCCUCUUAACACAUAAUGAUAAAUCAUAUUACCGAUAAAUGGCAAAAGAACAAAAAAAAAAUUGGAACAUUGAUUUAUCGGUCGAUUAUCGCCCAGCCCAAGUCCGCUCCGUGACGACGUUGCGGCGACAAAAUUCGAGAUCAAUAAAGAUUGCGACGGCGUCGCGCAUGACUGAAUUGUCUUGCGAAUUGUAACAAUCUUGAGGUUAUGAUGACGACCGGGGCCAGGUUGAUUCCAGUUGAUUCUGUCUUCUAGCUCGCGCGAAGUCCGUACAAACGUAAGCGACACAGUGACAGUCCUCGAUUAAGAAGCACGACGAUGUUCGAGGGGGCUAUAGCGGCAUUUUUGAACCGCCUGCUGGGCAGGUAUGUGGAGGACCUAGACACGGAGCAGUUUAACGUCGGUAUUUUCUCCGGGGAUACAUGCCUCACCGAUCUGAAAUUGAAGCCAGAGGCUUUGUAUCAACUGGGAUUACCUAUUAGAGUAGAAAUUGGCCUGAUAGGGAAAAUUAUUUUGAAAAUACCAUGGUCUGGACUCUUCUCGCAACCUAUUGUGAUAUGCAUAGAGGACAUAUACGCAGUUGCAGUACCUGCAUUAUCUGGUCCUUACGACCCAGAGAUACAGAAACGUUUAAUAAGAGCCGAGAAAAAGAAGAUACUUGAGGAUUUAAAGGAUGAUGAAAUAUUUAGAGCUGGUCUACCUCCUCAACUAUUUGAUGGUUUAUUGGCGUCAGUUACAAAGAACUUCCAAAUUACUAUAAAUAAUGUACAUAUUAGAUAUGAAGAGAAGAUUUUGCGCAAUUUCCUCUGUGCCUGUGGUAUAUGUAUACAAAGUAUAUCGAUAACAACUACAAACAACAAAUGGAAGCCUGGAGUAUGCGCCACGAAUUCGCAGACUGUGUACCAGCUUAUACGCGCAGAAUCACUCAGUGUGUACAUGGACCAUGAUACGGAAUCCUGUAUAAAUGUUCCGUGUAAUUGGGACAUGCCUAAUCUUUUCGCAUGGAAGAGCGCGAUGCAUCGAGCCCUGCAGACAUUCGGGAUGAAGAAUAAAGACUUUCAGUUUCUGUUAAAGCCUUUCACAGCCAAGAUCAAGGUCAUUAUACACAAAGGCACAGAGACACAAGCUUCUCGUAUGCUAGUCGAUAUUGUUCUGCAAGACGUGGCGAUGCAACUGUCGGAGGCGCAAUAUGCCACAUUUUGUCACAUCCACGACUCCUUAUUGCGAGCGAUAAUUAACAGGCCACAUCUGAAAUUUCGCCCUGAGAGGAGCGUGUACGAGGAACCGUCGUCUUGGUGGAAAUACGCGUACAAUUCUAUUUUGAAUUAUUAUGUCAAACCGUACACUUGGUCGCACAUUGUCGAGCACAGGCAAAAUUACCGGAAGUACAAAGAGGCGUGUAUCCAAAGUCUGCAACGACCGAACGAUACCGAGCUGAAGUUGGACCUGCAGAAGUACCAGGACAGUCUGACAAUACUAAAUAUCGUGAUAGCAAGAGAGCACGCUAGGCAAGAAUUGCGAAAUAAGGAUAUCGAGCGCGAGUGCCAAAUCAUCGCAGCGAGUCCUUCGAAGGACGUCAGCGCAGAGAGCAUAUUAACGAGCAACGACGAGAUGCAGAAUGCAGCAACGGACCACAGUAAAAGCGAAAGUCAAAAGUUGUCGAUAGAUGUAGCGGAAAAUUCAUCCAGCUCCAAAACGAAAUUAGAGAAAUUAGAGAAAACGCUGAAGCAAAUCGAUUACAAAUUAAACUUUACUUUGGCGAAUUGUUGCCUUAGUCUUCUGAACAAGGGUAAAGAGAUGCUGGUCGUGACAGUCGCGCAGUUCCUCACUAGCAUCGAGGCACGACCUACGUUGUUAGCUUUCAAGAUUUCCGCUCGCGCUGAAAGUUUUGUCAUCGAAGCUAUAUCAUCCGAUGGUGAUUUGAUUCCUCUGGUUACGGUGGAUAAUGUGUUAACAGGAAACGUAUCGACAUAUUUCUUGGCGAUAGAUUUCGAGAAGAAUAGACUGAACAUGGAUCCUAUUUUUGAAGUAUCUAUAAAACUGGAGGCUAUCGAAGUGACUUAUCAUCAUUUCGCUAUGGUGGAGAUGAUCAACUUCUUCAAAUUUAACAUCAGUUACAUCCACGACACAGUCCUCGGAUUGUACAAAUUGUGGGAUUACAUCACGAGAAAAUAUCUGAGCUUCAUAGACGACAUCGUUUCGCAGACGUUGAGGAUCAGCUUCAAGAUAGACAUCAAAAGCCCGUACAUUAUAUUCCCCGAAUACGGAUCGAUUCAGAAAGGAGGACACAUACUCGUCUUGGAUCUCGGCAACAUCACGUUGACGAAUGAACUUCAAGCGACGAAUCUGCAAUUGGAGGAUGCCACGCUGAUGGAGUUGGAGGAAUUGCUGUAUGACCGACUCAACAUGAUAUUCUCCGGCGCGCAAAUUUUGUUCUGUCAUUCGGGCGACGAUUGGCGCUUGGCGAGGAAGCGCAGCGACUCGGAAUACCAUUUGCUGCCCAAGCUGCAAGCGAACGCGACGCUUUCGUACAGCAUCAAGCCCGAAUAUCGCCAAUUGCCACGAACGAAGCUCAACGUGCACAUCUCGAACGUGAAGUUCAACUUGUCGGAAAGUAAAUUGCGGCUGAUGGCGUACUUCUUGAAUAAGUUGCUACUAUUAUACCAAGACAAUGUCGAGAAAUACAAAGUCGUCCUGAACGGCUCUGCUGUCGAGCGGAAAUCGAACAUGGCUUUUAUCUCGGCGAAAGAACUGAUAAGAGUGCAGUCCAGUAUAUGUCUGCCGUCCGUUACAAUGAUGCACAGUGAUUUUAAAUCUGUCGUCAAAGAAGUCACGACCGUGCCGAAGUGUGUGCCGAAGCUUGACAGGAGUGUUGUCUCGUCGGAAGUCAGCGAGGAGGACCUGGAACUAUUGUCUAAGACGAUCAACUUGUCCGGAUUUGAUGACAAUAUAUCACCGUGCAAUCACAUUAAUUUGUUACUACGCUUCGCUAUAGGAGAGUUUUCCAUCAACCUGGAGCAUACGGUGGAUAAUCGAGAGCAGCCUUACUUGAACCUGAGACUGCACACCUUGUACUAUGAGACAGCGAUGAUGGAGUACGGCGUCGCUGUUCAAUUCGGCAUCGGGUCCAUUCUUCUGGUCGAUAAGACGAACGCUGGCGUCACCGGGUCGUACUUGGAAUUGAUAUCUACCGAUCAGGCUUACGAGGUUUUCGUUGUAUCAUACCGUAAGGUCAAAUCGAAUUGCCCCGACUUCAAGUCGCACUUCAAGAAUAUCGAACGCUCGCUGAUUGUGAAUCUGCUGAAUAUCAAUGUAAACUUCCAUAGAUCCGCUUUAUUGAAGAUGAGAGACUAUUGGCACAGAUUUCAGACUAUUUGCCAUGGUACGAUUUUAUUUAAGUUCGCCGAGAAAGUGUGCAGCAAUAUUAUGAAACGGGAACAAAAGGGCGACGACCCGCCUAUCCCUCCAGGUGCCAUCAAACUGAAUUAUUCCACCAGGCUUAGCUCGCUGGUUCUGCGAUUCUGUGAUAAGGACAUAGAUCUGAUGGAGAUCAAGAUUGCGGGUCUAGAGAACGAUUGCAUCUACAAUGCGAACGAAAGAAUGGUGUUGCGCGUACAUCUUCGGAGCAUAUUCGCUGAAGAUUUGAACGACGACACGCUUUACUCCAAAAUUUUGACAACCGACGAGGAUAAGGUUUUCGACCUGAAAUAUGUAAGGCACAUGCCAAGGUUGUACAAGUGCCCAGAUAUCGAUACAAAUCAGGAUGAUGUGAUGUCAGACGGCACUUUCAAGCUUUCCAUUGGACGAAUAAAUUGCGUAAUCAUUUCUAAAAUUCUAUAUGAUUUACAGAAUUUCAUAACGCCAUUCACUUCUGUGUACUACACGCGUUUCUUGAACUAUCUGAGAGACAAAUUCGUCGGGGGCAUUCAGGUGUUUAAGAGAAGCGCGACGAAAUUGCACAUUUUUAUUGAUAUACAAGGACCUACAUUCUUGCUACCUCAGAAGAAGGACGCUCCGAGUCUCUUGGUCUUCGACACAGGUGUACUAUCGGUUGAGAACUUCUUCAAGAAGAGCGGUCAAUCGGCACAAUCAAAUAAAGCGUCCGUCAGCGACGUCAAUCAACUAAUAAUCGACAAUAUUCUGGUGAAACUGAAAUCCAUGACUAUAUCUAGAGCAAUUAUGACUCUCACUCGAGACUUGGAGGUUCAGGAACCUAUUAUCGAACCUAUUCAAAUCCAGUUUGACAUCAAGAGGAAAACGGAGUAUCGUAGCAUCAUCGAGCUUCAAGCCUAUGGCUUGUUUAAUGUGCAGGGAGCGAUCGAUAUCGUGAAUAUAAACUUGAGCCAGAGAGAUCUCAAGUCUCUCAUGUCAGUGUGGCAGGAUAAUAUCUCCAAGAUUCUCUUGCUUAAGAAAGCUGGCGAGAACGAAGAUCGAACGUCAACGCUAAGCUGUCAAAAGAACGUCAAGCACGACGACGCUAUGGUGAAGAAGUUGGAGGACUUUUUAGCUCAUAACGAGACAGCCUUGUGCGAGGUGAAUGUAAAGCUCACGUUGGAAGGAUUACAACUGAACUUGUUCUUAGACACGGAAGAGGUAUUAAGUUCUCCCGUACGCGACUUGAAUCACGGGCUAUGCAAACUGAGCUUCGGUGAAACAAUAAAUACCUGGGACUUUUACAGUGACAAGAGCUUGAAAAUGAAGUUAUCUUUGCAAAAUUGCUUGUUGCAAGAUACUCGCAAAGAGUCCGUUAGCGAGAGAAAAAUAAUACAGUCGCCGGCGAUAUCCUUAGAGAAGAAUUUAGAAUCCUGUAUCUCUGUAUCGAUGUCUCCUAUAGUCGAUGUCACGUAUAGUCGUACUCAAGCGGAGGAGAAGUGUCUCGAUGUUCUCAUUCAAGAUGUACGAAUUAAUUUAUCCGUUCCUUUCCUGAUGCAUUUGGGCCGGUAUUUCUUGGAUUCCUUGCCUGGCGAGCAGAUCGAGAAAGGAAUCAUCAAUCAUGGAUACGAUAAUAAUAAUCAGACUAACCGGAAUGCUUUGAACGCAGAAACCGACAAAUUAAAUCGUUCACAGUAUUUUAAGGAGCAACCAGGUACGUCCGUGUCUAUUAGGAUACAGAAGCCAGAUAUCUUUCUAUUUGGCGAUUUAGAGAAAAGCAACACCCACGUAAUACGCAUGCAAGCGGAGGUGUUUAUCGAGAGUAGCAGGCACAGUUGUUCCUCGUCGAUAGUCUGCACUCUGACCAAUGUCAAUGCCAAAACUAAAGGGCAGGGGAAUUACGAGUCCCCAUGUUGGUUGUUACGUCCCUGUGAUAUAGAAAUCUGUAAGAAGAAAGAAUUAUCGAGCGGUAAUGAGGAGAUUACCGUCGCUAUAAAUAGUAUUAAUAUACACCUAUCAGCGGAAGUAGUGCACACUUUUGUGGAUAUAUUGAACGAAGCGUCGAUUUUUCUAAACAGCAUUAGUUUGAAAGCGGAUGACGGUAGCAACAAUCAAAAUACAAACAUGCACAAUAAUCUUUGGACACCGAGGAAAGUUUCUAGCAUACCAUAUAAGAAAACCGACGAAGGCGAUUCAGAACUGUUUUGUCGUCGCCAUGAUCAUGUAAUAUUCAACCUGAAACCCGUGUUGGUGUGUUUGUUGCUGGAGAUGGAAUACUCAAUAGGAAGAUUUCCGGUAAUGAGAAUGGAAGCCAUCAUUACAACUACCGUCAACGACUGGCACAACAGUUUUCAUCUCGAGUCCAAUGUGAAGCUCCACGCGUUCUGCUACAAUAGAGCACAUCAGUCUUGGGAACCGCUUGUGGAAUUUUGCACAAAUGACGACGUGAACUACAAGCCGUGGGAGUUCACCAUUAAAACGUAUCAAGCUGAGGCGAAUAUGAUCAAUUCUAAUUGGAUAGAUCCUUACCAUCACAUAAAGCAAGAUCCAAUGAAAGUAAAAAAGAGGGAUAUGAGACAUAAUGGGCAAGAUGUUAUGGACAUGGUCUUUAUCGGACCUGACGUGGAUGCGAUUUCGUCCACGAGGAAUGCAGAGCCUGAGACUUACGUUACAUGCGAGGACGAAUCCGAUACAGACGACGAUGAGAGCGACAAGAAGCUAGCGAGGAUCUCGAAUUAUUUAUUCAAUAGUAACAGCAGCGACGAAGAAGAAAGCGACUCGGACGACUCGAGCACAAACGAGGACGAGGGAUUGGACUUUGUGCUGGAUUGUAACGCUGAGUCUUGUCACCCCGCUGCGCCAGCGAAGAUGAAUCUCUCUGCGCCGCAUAUUAUUCUGUAUACAGAGGAGAAGAUUAACAUCACUGUCACGCAGAACAUGAUCGAAACAUGGAACGCAAUCAUGAGCGCGUUCGUGCAGGCCAAGGGUGGACUCCCUUUUGUGCCCACUAACACACGGGGAUUGACUGUGUUGAACGAUAUCGGUCAUGCCAGCCGAAUAGAACUGCUUGUUCAAGAACAGGUUGAUGGGAACAGUGUUAUACGCGUCAUCGCUACGCAUAACUUCCACGAUGGCAGCUCGCCGAUCAGCGUACCCAGCAGCCCAGAAAAUGAAACGCAGACUGAUUUCACGAGUCCUCAGUGGGUCGGCAAGGAUAUCCAUCUUGUUAUGCCAGAAUGCAAAGCUUUUCCCAUAGACUCGCCGGUCCACAUCUACAAAUCGAUAACCGGUGAACUUCUUCGCGUCGUUUUCGAAGGUUUCGAGGAAGUGUUGGUGUACUGCCCGAAGAAAGAAACGCGUAAUCUCGUAUCGCUUCGCCCUGUAAAACAUGAAGUUCGUUAUUACUUGGUGAUAGAAGCGUCGAUAAACAGCUAUCUGCACCGUACAAUUUGCGUGCGAUCUCCACUGCAGUUUCGAAACGAAACGUCGUACGCGCUGGGCCUCUAUUAUAAGAAAGCGGUAGUAGACAAGUUGGGUCUGAUACCAGCUGGCGAGACCACAAAUCCCUUCGACGAUAACGUGAGAAUGGCGAUCAUUGAACCCGACUCGACUUACAAUAUUCCUCUGUACAUCGCUUAUCAUUGUUCGAUAUACGUCCUCCCUGCGUAUCUAGAGAAAUAUCAAGUUAGCGAUGAUGGGAUUUACUGGAAAGACUUGAGGGGUACAACAAAUGCAUUUAAAGACGUAUGCUGCGAAACGAAAGACGACAUUAAUAGUAAUGUAUUCUGUGUCAGGGCGAUAUGCACGGAAGUCCCAUUAACGACCCGACCCUCCGGUUGUCAAGUGCCGAAUUACUUGAUAAAUAUCAUACCACCCGUUAUUUUUAAUAACCAGCUACCCUUCGUCAUCGAUGUCAGUAUACCUAGCAUUAAUUACGAAGUGAAAAUCGAACCCGGGGAGAAAAUCAAUAUGCACUCACUCAAUUGUAACAGUAAUGUGCAGUUUGUCUUCAAGAUACACAACUAUUUAGGCACAUCGUGGAUCGGCACGGUUAAACUGAAUAUGAAUCUGGAACGAAAGUUUGUACUAAUGUCUACAGACAACGAGUCGGAUCUCACGAAGCCCUUCUUGCUGUGCAUAGAACUGUGCAAGAUGCUCAGCUGGAACAUCAUUGUACAGUCGCAAUACUGGAUAAUUAACAAGUCUGGUUUACCGCUGUUUAUUCAGGAGUGUCACACUCAUACAACUUACGAGAUGCCGGAAGAAGAGCUGAUGGUGUUCUCUCAGAAGAACAAUAAAAAAAACACAGUGCGAUUAAGGGCGCAUCAGUCCGAGUGGUCGAUGCCGUUCGGACUGGACGGGAUCACGUCGAUGUCCUUGGUCGUAUGUCGAGAUAUCGAGCGCGGAAGAAAGUAUCAGAUCUUAACGGAGGUGGAAAGCUCUCGUUUGUCGCCGUUCUUCACAAAGAUCAUCACGUUUCUCCCGUACUUCCUCAUCUGCAAUAAAACCAAGAGGGCCCUGAGGUUCAUGGAGGAGAAUGAAGAGGCUGAUCUGUGGAACGAUCUCUUGCCCGCUCAGGAAAUGUCCUUCUGGCCCGUCACCGAGUCCAUGAAGAUGAGAAUCAAGUGGAGGAACAGUCAAUUGGUCUCGCAGCACUUCGACAUCACGCAUGCCGGCAAGACCGUGCUCAGAAUGGACAACGGGUCAGCAUUGUGUGUGGAGAUCGAGGGCGGCAUCAAUACUCCAUAUCGCAUCAUGUUCCGAAAGUAUAACACCGCCGACAUACCCGUGAGAGUGGACAAUCUCUGCGACAAGCUGUUCCUGAAGCUGAACCAAGUCAACUUGGGCCAGGUCGCCUUGCUGAAACCGUUCCAAAGCCUGCUGUACACUUGGGACGACCCUACGCAGACCAGGGAAUUGAUCUGGAACGUUUACAAUAACAACGCGAUCGGCUAUAGAGCAGAAUUCGAAACGGACGGCUGCGGGCACGAGAGGGUGUCGUUUCUAACUGUGGAACGGCGUAACAGCGCGUCCAUGCACUCCUCCAUCAAUACCAAGUCGCUGUCAAACGCGAGAUCGUGGUCGGAGGAUACGAGCGGAAGUACCACUCACCUUGCUAACACGGAAUCCGAAUCGAAAGCACAAACGUUGGAGAAUAUGCGACAAGACGAAGCGGAGGUUUACUGGGUGAGCUACAUGGAGAGCGAGCAACGUGUGUUGCUGUUCACGCAGCACGAGAGCGUGUUCCUGAAAGCGAAGAGCAUUAUCGAUCCUGAAACCAGCAAGAGAGAGAUGUACUUGUCGAUCGCAGCGAUCGGAAUCAGCAUUGUCGUGCAAGAGUCCAGCGUCAGUCUCCACAGUUCUAGACGGGAAUUGCUGUAUGCUAGUAUGAUCGAUUCGUCGGCGCACUGGGAGCUUUACUUUAGCAAACGGUGGAAGAGCCUGUCGUUGGAGCUAAGCGCUUGGCUGGAAAACAAAUACAUGAGUUCCGCGAAGGGAGCUCAGCUGGAAAACUUAAUCGACGUUGACUUCACGAAGAUGCAGAUGACUAAACCGUUUUUCGGAAAGCUACGAAGAACGUAUUCGCCAGGUAUUUGGCUGCAUCGUAGGGAAUCCACGACACUCUGUUACCUCCAGGGAUACGUUCACAGGAUACAGAUCGAUAAUCAACUAAGCGAGGCUACCUUUCCGGUGGUUUUAUAUCCCAGCUUACAGAAGGGUUUCGUAAAUUACGCCGGUGGUCGUAGAUUGAAGCACUGCUUGGAGUUCUCAUACCUGAAGCAACGCAAACUGAGGAAUACUAUUUACAAAGGGAUAUGCGUGAUCGUCAGAGAGUUCAAUUUGAAUCUGGAAGAGACGUUCCUCUACUCCCUCAUCAAUCUGAUACCCAAGAUACCGGAGACCAAGCACUCGAUCGCUGCUAAACUCAGGAGAGACGUCUCCAAUAUGCGCGUGCCUUCACUUCACAAAAUCAGUAAUAACACCAACGGCAAGAGGAAAGAUCUGAUAGAGCAGAUAUACGUUUCCCCGAUGGUGUUGCGCUUGAAGUUACUGGCUAACACGGAAGGAAGCAACGCGCGCAAUUUCGACGACGUAGCGGACUAUCACAACAUCGUGCAGUUCGUCUUCGAGUACGCGGAGAAGGGCGUCUUCGAGAGGGACGUUAAGUUCAGAUUGCCCGGCUAUCGAAGAAGUUUCAUUGUCGUCGACAAUAAGCAAUUCCUCUCGCAUCUUUCGCGCACUUAUAUGGCGCAGAUCAUGGAACAGUUUCACGUACUGGUGCGCCUGACGACUGUCUUGGGGAAUCAGUACGGCUACAACUUCAAGUUGCCGGGCGGUGGCUUCUACGAGCCGGAUUUGCUACUGCUCUACGGUGACGAGACUGCGGAGAGAUUAGCGCACGAUGUCGCGUGUGAGUUAGGCUAUGUUACGCACGACGGCAUGCAGGUCUUUAACAGCCACGACACUCCCGCGACUCUUCAUCCCAAGGUGAAAGAUGCGAGUUACCCGAAUCCGGAUGUACCGCCGUUGGCGUUUUCAAUCGAUCACUCGUUCCUCACGGAGAUCGACCUGGAGGUCUCCGGCUUGAUCACAGCGUCGACGAACAGCAUUCACCGAGAAGAGUUAAGGUAUUUCCUCAAAACACUGGGCAAGAAAACGUCCGUGUUUUUCAAGGCAGAAAGUUCUUGUUUAAAAAGUCAUUCGAAAGUAGUAGCAGAUAUAAUGAAAAGGGCGCAAGAGAUGGGGCAUGGUUUCGUAUCCCGAGUGCGACUACCGCGGUACAUCAACCCGCACUUCGGCGUGGAGCUGUUCUCGACGCACAAAGCCAAGGGAGCGUACUUGUUGAACGCUAUAAGCAAAGGUCAUUGCGCUCAGAACGAUUUUUACUGGGGCCACGCUUCGCUCCACAACGACGGAAAGUACAUCACCCUCGUGUCUUUGCAACGGAUACACUACGUCGAGAAAGGAAGCGCCUGGGGAUCGUGGAAUGUGAAGUGGACUCUGGAAACCAAUCAGUUGCUGUCGCCGCCAACUGUCGCUAAAAAUAAGCUUAUUUUGCACGUAACGAAGAACGAAAAGGAGGCAUCAUCGUCUAUGGUGGAUUGGUAUGUGGAGAGCGAGGCCGCGGAUAUUUUGGAGUGGCUGUGUCGCAAAAUGAACAGCGCGAUGAUCCUGAACAUGGAGAGCAGCAUUUAUUCCAAAUGAGAAUCCCCCGUAACGUGCUACGAGAAGGACGAAGAAAAAGUAAAGAAAAAAAAAAA